AUGGAGGACCAUCCUGACCACUGGAAGUCGACUCUCCUAGGCGAGGACUUUUGGAAAGAUGCAGAAGCCUUUAACCGGGUCACCAACGAUGAAAUCGAGGCUGAACACGAACAAAUCCUCCACAAGUUUCCCUUCAACCUAGGCCCAGAGCAGGGACCUGCUCCCCGUCCUCCCGGCAGCGCGGGCCAGACACUUACCAAGCAACAUCACCACCACCACCACCACCACCACCAGCAACAGGAGGAAGAAGAGUACGUACAGGAACAACAGCACCAACCAGGCCGUCGUCGCCGCCGUUUUAGCAUGAACGACGCUUUCAGCUUGAGCUCCCUCAACCUCAGCCCUAGUCACCUCCUUGGUCGACGUUCUCGCUCUAGCUCUCGUUCACGCUCUUCACACUCACCCACGCGUCCUCCCAGCGUUCUAUCAGAGAGUCGUCGGACGAACUCGCGGCUACGUUUCGCACUCACCAUGGCGUGCAACAGCAAAAAGAAAAGAGACGACGACGCUGAUACUGACUCCAUCUACUCAAUCCCACUCCGCGGCCCGAAGGACCCAGGUACCCCAGAGAAACCACUAAUGUUCUUCCGCGGCGGUGCCUCCUGGAACGUCCUCCCCAGAGACAUGCAGGAGAUAGGCAUCGACCUAUUCUGGCCCGUCAAGCAGGAUCAAGAGGGUGAUCGGGAGGUCCUACACAUCGAGGAGAUGGCCCCGCUGUGCCAGUUCCGCGGACUGCGUGUGCUCAAAAUCACGGGUAUGUUGCAGUCGUACCAGAAGUACAUCUGGCAAGCUGCGUGGUUGAACACGGAACUCGAGGAGCUGGAACUGGGCAUGGCGAUUGGACCACGCAUCCGGCGGAAUUUCCCCGGUGACUGGCCUUUUAUCAAGGGUGGAUGGACUUUGAAGCAGGAUACUUACGGUGAACCGGUUUACUACGGCCACAUGGGCACCGGCAAUCUCCAACGCACCAUCGGCAUCGGCGAAUACCUCGACAAAACCAGCAUCGAAAAGGCCAAGGUCCGCGCCAUGGCCACCGGCCGCACGCUGAACCGUCUCUCCAUUAAAACCUUGACGCUGAACGGCUUCGUUGUCGACGCGGAUCCGAUACUGCUCUGGUUCGAUCCAAAGAUGCUGCGUUGUAUCAAUUUUCGAGAUAACUGUGUUGACGCGGGUUUUUAUCUGUGUCGGCCGAUGAGGAAGGUUGAGGUGAAAUUUCCUACGGAGAUUCAGGAGAAGACUGUUACUGUGAGGAGGGUUGAUGUGCGCAAAGAGCUGAAAAUCGUGGAGCUAAGAGGUGGGAAGAAGGUUAGUGAGGCGCCGUAUUCCGGCCGGGAGAGCCAUGAUAUUGGCUCUGGAGAUGGAAAUGGUGUCCAGGGGGUUGAGGGCCGUGACUUUGAGCGAAAAACGGGUGAGUUGAAGCUCGACAGUCCUGAGCAAGAGGGCAUUAGGACUACUACGGUUGUCGAAAUCAAGAACAUGCCCGCAUAUGCACAUGACAAUGGAGAGGGUGCUUCGUAUGCGUACUACCGCAAUGUGUUCUAA
Messenger RNA from Aspergillus chevalieri, 1542 nucleotides. RefSeq lists its product as uncharacterized. The coding region runs from base 1 to 1542 and encodes 513 amino acids. Lineage: Eukaryota; Fungi; Ascomycota; Eurotiomycetes; Eurotiales; Aspergillaceae. The record is from RefSeq and is a predicted model, not a curated record. The transcript has 4 exons.